GAGCAGCCUGUUUGGCUCGGGCGCCGCUGGAGGGCGCCAGCCCUCGCGCCGAGCCGCGGCCGGCGGGGCCAUCGCCGGGGGCCAUGCCGGAGGGGGCGGGGCGUGUGGAGCGCAAGCAGACACCUUUGUUCUACCGCCUCAGCGAGGCCCUGGCGGCCCUGGAGGCCUUGGACGAUGACGACGACGACCCGCCAGCGCCCCCGGCCAGCGGCGGCCGCUGCGCCGCCGCGGAGGCGGGCAGCCCAGCGGCGCCCUCGCCCGGCGUCGCCGCUGGGGUGGCCGUGCCCUUGCCCGCGGAGUUGUACAGGCAGCCGGCGCCCUCGGGCACGAGCGCCCUGGCCCGCGCGCCGACGGCCUCGCCGACGCCGCGCGCGGAGUCCCCGCUGCCGUCGCAGUCGAGGAUGGUCUGGCUGCCCGCGGACGGAGCCGCCGGGGCGCCGGCGCCCGGCAGCCCGUCGCAGGGGGAGCCGCCCGCGGCCCCUGGCUGGGCCAGCCCGCGCGCAUCGCCCCGCUGCGCGCAACCCGGGCGGAGCCCCGGGCCCAUCGUGCGGAUUGCGUGGAGCCCCGGGGCUUCCCCGGCGCCCACGCGGCCGCGCGCGACGCUUGGCUGCGCCAGCCCAGCUCCGGCCGCGCCGUCUGGGCACUCCCCCGUGCCCUCGAGUGUGCGGCGAGUGCCGCAGUGGCCUCACUCGCCGGCCCCAAGUGACUGCCGCAGCCUCGCCGCGCCCGCGCCAAGCGCGAGAAGCCGCGGAGCCCCCCCAGCGCCGCCUUCGCACGUCAGGGUGCGCUGCUCCUUGGCAGUGCCGGCAGGCCCCCCCGUCGUUUGCGCCCCAGCCUCGGCGUCGAGGGCGUCGUUGCUGCGGACGCGGUCGCCGUCGCUUGGCGCCGACUCGCCCUGCUGCCCGGCCCCGCGCCUGGGGAGACCGCUGGCAGUGGUCGGCAGCCGCGCCGCGGGCGGCAGCUGCGCCGCCGUCGCUGGCAGGCCAGCGCUGCUGCGGCGAUCUUUCGGCGCGCCCCCGCCUUGGAUCCAAGACGAGGCGGCCAAGAGGGGCGGAUCCGCCACGGUGCCAGCGGCCUGCGCCAGCAACGCUUCGGCCUCCGCCUCGAGGUGGUCGCCGCGCCAGGCGGCGGUGGCCUGCGGCGCUGCCCCCGCGCCCGGCCGAGCAGCCAUGGGUCUCUCUAAUUCCUGGGGGCCUGCCGCGCACCACGUCUUGCGCACAGCUGCCCUUCCCGAUACGGCCGAGGCGGUCCCCGCCGUGAGCACCGCCGUGCCAUCGGUCUGCGCCAGCGACGCGCAGACGGUUGCCGCGAGGUGGUCGCCACCUCGGCGCCAGGCGGCGAUGGCGCGCGUUGCCGUCAACGCGCCGUCGGGCGGGCCAGCAAUGGGCCUCUCCGGCUCAUGGGCGCCUGCCGCGCAGCAAGUCGUGCGCGCGCCAGCCCCUCCGGGGGAGCGUCCCGACGCGGCGGCGGUGGCUCCGGCCGUGAGCGCCUCGGCUACUGCAGGGGAAGGUGGGCGCGCCCAGGUCGUGCUCGUCUCGACAACCUGGGCUGGGCCCAGCAGCAGGGCACGGCGGCGCUACGUGGUAUGACGCGGGAGCCAAGCGGGGCGCGUGGCCGCAGGGCCGGCAGCGCAGCCGAGGGCGCCCGCGCGUCGUUCACGACUCAGCGAGGGGCUGCCUCUGCCUGCUCUUCUCUCCUCUCCCUUGUCAUCGCCGUCGUUCUCGUCCUCUCGAAGUGAGUGCGGCCCUGUCUUCCCGAACGGGCGGUGGACGAGCGGGGCCAGCGCACUCUGAAUUCGGCAGUCGCGGAGCAUCUGCAGCGCACUUGCCGCCGCCGCUGCUA
This is a messenger RNA of Prorocentrum cordatum, 1842 nucleotides long. The record is from the annotation of a GenBank genome assembly. Lineage: Eukaryota; Dinophyceae; Prorocentrales; Prorocentraceae.